AUGUCUGAGAAGGUCGCCAAGCGGAAGGCGCAUACGAAAUCGAGAAGGGGCUGCUUUCAAUGCAAGCAGCGCCAUACUAAGUGUAACGAAUUGCACCCCCAGUGCGGUAAUUGUGUACGACUGAAUAUCCAGUGCACAUGGCCUACAGUCACCAGUACACCACCUUCGGCGCAUCCAGAAAACCAUGUUUCAAUGGUGAUGGAACACCGAAACUUCAGUAGCCCCGACCUUCAUCCAAAUGGAGCUACUUCAACACUACCUCUGGACGACAUGCGACUGCUGCAUCAUUGGUCCAGGCGGACAUCUCUCUUCCAUCGCCCGGGCGCCAGCAAUCAUGAACAGAUAUGGAGAGAAGAUGUGAUAGACAUCGCAUUCGAUCACCCCUUUCUCCUCCAUGGCGUUCUCGCCCUCGCAGCCAUACAUAAAUGUAGCACGGAAUAUACAACCCAGUCGCAGCGUGAAAAGCUACUCCAACAAGCAGAUUCCCACAUGACCCGCUCGCUUGGGCCUUAUAGAGGACACUUGGAGAACCCAUCAGAGGUGACUGCAGUGCCGAUGUUUGUUUUGUCGUCAAUACUUGUGACAUACAACUUAGGCACGGCUCAACUAGGCGCACCAGAGAAACCCAUCGAUGCGCUGGUUCACUGCUUUCGAUUGAUCCAAGGCGUCAAGGUUGUCAUCUUCCCUCAUUGGGAAAAAGUAAAGGCAAGCCGGAUUUUUUCUCACGUGGCUUCUGGGGCCAUGGAAUCCAACCCACCAGAGGCGACCUCAGAAGAAAUGGAGAAAUACAUCCCCGGGUUGUAUCUGCUUACUGCGAGACUGGAAUUGGAAGGAGCGGAGAAGGAAAGCUGUGACGAGGCCAUCGAACAGUUGUACAUGAUUUGGCACAAGAAUCGAUGGAGUACCGACUACGAGACUGGCAGAAGUAUCUUAAUGACCUGGCCAGCAAUCAUCGCGACCGAAUUUUUGAAUCUCCUCAACAACGCUUCGCCUGCUGCUGUCAUUAUUCUCACACAUUUCGCAGUCCUCAUGGCUAGUUCAGAAGCGUCAUGGUGGCUACAUGGAUGGCCAAAACGAAUACUGAGGGCAGCCGAAGACUUGUUUGUCUCGAGGCCUGACCUACAGCCUUGGCUUGUAUGGCCGAGAGAGCAUAUUAUGGCUACAGAGUCUGGCGUCGCGGCGGCGACGACUCCCAGCACGGCUACGAGUCCGCGCGCUGAUAUCAUGAUGGCCGGCAGUUGA
Molecule: messenger RNA, 1242 nt
Organism: Aaosphaeria arxii CBS 175.79
Lineage: Eukaryota; Fungi; Ascomycota; Dothideomycetes; Pleosporales
Exons: 3
Coding region: 1-1242 (413 amino acids)
Biological process (GO): regulation of transcription by RNA polymerase II
Molecular function (GO): DNA-binding transcription activator activity, RNA polymerase II-specific; zinc ion binding
Source: RefSeq, a predicted model, not a curated record